Molecule: messenger RNA, 9187 nt
Organism: Zootermopsis nevadensis
Lineage: Eukaryota; Metazoa; Arthropoda; Insecta; Blattodea; Termopsidae
Source: RefSeq, a predicted model, not a curated record
UUACUCCCAUCUGUAAUGACAGAUAAUAUUGAAAAUUUAGGAGCCAUGGGUACCAUCGAAAGAGACUUAAUGGAGUGUUGCACUGGUUGUGAUUCCAAUAAAGUUACGGAGAGGAAGAAAAGUAUGGAACGACUUUCAGAACUUUUGAUGGACUCACAGACAGCAAAGAUUUUGGGUAGGAGUGACAGUGGAAAUAAUUUAACGUGGGAUUCUUUAUUCCAUUCGGUGCAUAAAUUGAUUUUAAAGGAAGCAGACCGAUUCAGAGCAGAGGAGCAGAAGCCACAAUCAUCAUCAUCUUCCCAAACAAAUAGAGAAAAUAUGAAGCUUAAAUGUUCAGCAUUAAUUGAUAAUGUAGUUACAAAGGCAAUCAAAGGUGUUCCAGAAUUAAAGUGUUCAAAUGUCAUGUUUUGCAUUUUGCAAAUUUUAAAUGAUGUGUAUCUUCGUAAAUGUUUUGGCCGCACAUACUUGUUAAUACUGAAGGAAAUAUUGAGAGUUAGAAAGUAUUGGGGAGAUAUGACCUCUGAUGAUUGGAAUGAGCUAUUGGAUGUGUGUUUUAUGUUGUAUGAGGAACCACCCACUGGUUUGGAUAAGGCUCCAGUGGCAGAAAUAUUAUACUGGAUUGUUAAGUGUGGUACCCUUCAGUCACAUUUGGGACUCCAGCUCAGAAAGAAGUAUGUCCGUUUAUCAUUACAAGCAUCUCUGCUUAAACUUGCAAUAACAGUUUCCAAGCAGUUAGCCAAGGAGUGUAGAAUGGUAACAUGCAAGUUUGGUGAAGAUAUAACAAAAUACGUCAUUAAUUUGUAUGAGAACCGACUAGAAGAUCGCUAUGAUAAGAAGGGUUUGUUGUUUGACUUCCUCUUGCUUCAAAUGCAUCUUCAUCACCCAUAUGGCACGAGGCAGGGUGAGGGAGCAGCUUAUGCCUACAGCUGGGAGAAAUGGCAAAGCCAUCUGAAUUCUAUAUACCGCUUGGUAGAUACAGAGAUAAACAAUGUUCAGCGCAGCAAGUGCAAAAUACAAGUGCUCAGAGAAAACUUCUUGCAGUUGGCUGUUGAAGUCUGCAAGCAGGUAUUUGAAGGUAACAGCAGUGUCCUGGAUGUGACAAAUUCACAUGUGCUGAAUGAGAGUAUGUCCUAUAAUAUGCCAAAAAGGAGACGAGUUGUAGCAGGAAUCCAGACCAUCAUAGAAGUUCUGAGUGCACCAGGAACACAAGACAUUUGGCCUUGGCUGUCAUUAAUGAGCUCGCUUUUGUCCAAGUACCCAAAUGUCUUGAAGGAACAGGAGUUUGUAGCACUGCUACGUCAAGUGACAGAACUACAGAGCACCUGCAAAGAUUCCAUAGUAAUGGGAUACUUAUGUCAAUGUUGUGAGUCAUUGCUGAAAGUGGAGCAGGGUUUGAAACAAGUUCACUUGAAUGCAAAGGAAAUCAGUUUGUUGUGGUUAAAAAUUUGGGAAACAACAUUGAGAACUGUGGGUCUAAACCAGAGUGAGAAGAGCAGCCAUAAGUUGCUACAAGCAAUGAUACUACAUCAGAAAACUCAUCUACCUUCAAAUAUUAUUUACAUGUUUUUGAAUGGAACGAUCCAACUCUCAGAACAUAGCCUCCAAACACUCCAGGUGAUUUUAAAGUGUUGUGAUCUCCCAGAAACUCUGGAAGGAUUUCACAGCGUUCGCUUAAAAGCACCUUAUCAGACUGCUAGCCAGCAGCCUGAAUCUUUGAGAUGUGCCUUAUUAGAUUGGCUGUUACCAAACAAAGGAGAUUUAGGACUUACUGAAUUGAACUUGGUGCCAUUUACACCUUCAUUCAUGUCAAGGUUACUUGUUGAACUUGUUGUUAAAUCACAAUGUGAAGUUGAUGACAGUUGCAUGAGUGAUAACACACGUAAUGAAGAGUUUAUCACAAAUUCUAUUGAAGAUGACUAUAUGAUAACUUCUUUUGAGAUGGGUCUCCUUUUUAAAAACUGCAGUAAAGUUUCAUCUUGCGUGAAUGAGAAAAACAAUACUAGUGCGAAACUAACCAUUGUAUCAGCAAGAGAUAAGCUAGAAGAACUAAUGAAAAGAGAUUGUUCUUUGAUCACAGAAAGGGUCGUAGUACCCCGAGAUUAUACCACAAAGCUGAAAUUACUUACAGAUUAUGUUUCUCAGUGUUUACUUGUUUUAAGUACACUGUCAUGGAUGCUGAAGUGGAAUGUAAUUACAUCAUGUGAUCUUCCUACGGUUAGUCUUACUGGUGCAGUUCAGAAAAUGAUGGCUCAGUUGGCUUCACUUGCAAAGGGGUUUCUUGUGACAACUGGACGGGAGACAAACUUAUCAGUUGUCUUGUGUGUAUUGCACAAGGUGCGACAGCUGUUUGAGGUUGAGCUUCAUGAAGAUGUAUUGAGACUUGUACAAGAGCUGACACCUAAAGAGUUACUGGAUGCUGUGUACAAAGUAACUACAGUGAUGCAUUCACAAGAAGAAAUCAGCAUGGAGCUAAACAAAUUACAGUUUACUAUGAAAGAAGAUUGUUAUGAUGUAUUUAUGGACUCUUCGGGCUCCAGCAUCAUUGAAGAAGCUUCAUCCUCCCUCCUGGAUGUGAGACAUUUAACAGAAAAAGAAAAAGUGCAGACUGAAGCUGUAGGUGUAUUGUGCUCCUAUAGCUGCUGUUACACAGGUAAAAUGUUAAGUGAGCAAUGUAGUGCAGAAUUGACUCGACUGCUGCAGUUCCUCCUGGAAGACAAGCAACCAGCUAGUUCGCUUCGUUAUUUUCAAAUGGCUGUUGCUGUGACAAGAAGAGCUCUCAGCUGUCCAGAACUCAGAGAAGUUCAUGUAUCUUCAAUUCUUAGGAUUAUUCAGGCCUUAUGUAGAAAACAUUAUUUGGAUUAUGAAGCGGCUCUUAUCAUUCUGCAACUUCUUUGUGGUGUGUUCAGACAUGCACAAGACACAGGAUCAAGAGAAAAUUCAAAGGUCUUAUUGAAGGCCUUCCAGAAGAAUGUUAAUUUUAAAAAGAAGUAUGGCCCUGAAGUCAGCAUUCAUUAUAUCAAGUGUCUGGGUGAGCUAGCAGUGGUUGAUCCCAAUGUUAUUUGGGCCACAUGGGAGUCUGGAACACCAGUUGUUAAUGGUGUAGAAGGUGAAGUAACACCAAUUGCAGAAGAAGUGUUAAUUCAUAUCAAGAGUCCAUUCCAUGAAAUGAGGAUGACAGCAGUGAAAUACAUUGGUACUCUUUUCAGCCACCAGAGUGGUGCAAGCCAUAAUGCAAAUCGUCUUGCAUGGCAAAAGAGGAUGUUUGAUAAACUGUGUGUUAUAAUUAUAUCAUCCUUCAUUGUUGAGGGUGAUUUAACAAUGGAGGAAAAGGUUGAUGAAAGUGUAAACCGAACUGCUAGUGCACUGCAUUGCUUUGCUGCUCUUAUUGUCGUUAGUCCAUUCUGGCGUAAGAAGGCAUUAUUUUCUGUAUUGCAGCUUGUGAAGGAGAAGAACUUGAAUAUAGACUUGGUUCGCAAAGUACUUGUGCUUGUGGGUAAGAGCUUGAAAUUACCUAAUAUCACUAAGUUAAUGGAGACCAACCUAAAUUACAUUUUAGUACACUGGAGACAACAACAGUAUGCACUUCAGGAUUUUCCAUGGGUACUGUUUGAUUGCAUAUCAGAUACUGAAUUUUUCACCAAGUACCAGGAGGUGAUUGUUCCUAUUUUACUGCAAAGGGAAGAUGAUGAAUGUUUGGAGAUUGUAUCUCGUAAAGUUGGCAAGACAAUGGCAAAGUUAGCGGAGCUAUGCUGCCCCCGUAUUAUUGCUUGCUGUGUGCCAUGUUUUGCUGCUGACUUUUCUGAUGGUCUGAAAGACAUGGAUGUGCGAAUUGCAAAACGUCUGUAUACAAAGUUACAACAAAUUCUUCCUGAGGACAGAAUAACUUACCACUUGAACCAUCAACUGGAUAGGGUUAUUGUCCAUUUAAUGAGACUUCUGUUUGAUCCAGAACACUUUGGUAAACUUUGUGGAGUUAGCAAAGAGAUCUUGUUUGAUCCUGAUUUACCAUACUUCAGUAUUUCCAUAAUUACAAAAAGUCUUCUGUAUCUACAGGAGAAUUCUCCAAAACCAGAGCUCUCUCUUGUUGCAUACUUGGCUAAAGAAAGUUCAGACUGCAUACAGAAGAUACUUUUGUGCCUUGCAGUUGAUAUUCAUCAAGUACCAACGCUUGAAGAUAAACUAAAGUCUCUCCAUCAUUAUGCUACAUUUGCUGAUAUCUUGGUAAAUGAACUAGGUGUCAAAGGAGAUGGGCUUAGUGACAUGGCCACAUUUGUUAUCAGAGAUGUUUCACAUACUCUUAUUCAUUUAAUAAAACAUAGUUACCAAAGGAAGGAAUUUUCUUUGGCUGUUGCAUCAUGCCACUUCUACAGGAUGUUUUGCAGUAAAUGCUUCCCAGCUUGUUCCUCUGUUGUAAAGACAUUCCUUCUGGUGAUUGUGGGUAUUCUUGUGCCACUUGCGAAGUUGAGUUGUGAUUUGGGUGCAGAGAGUAGAGCACUACUCAGGUUUCUUGUUGUUGAGAACAGUAAGCACUUAUCACCAGCCAUUGAGAUGCUGGAUCCAUUCCCAAGAGAUGUGAUAUUUGAAGAAAUGCAUGAGGUAUAUACCACAAUAGUACAAGCGAAGAGGAUGGAUACUCUUAAAGAGAGUAUUAGGUAUUUCCUAAAUGCUGGCAAUAAGAACCUUGGAUGUAGAGCUGAAGGCCUAAAGCAUCUGAGGACUCAGCUCUCUGAAAAAAAGCAAGAGUUGAAUAUGCUGUACAAGGAACUGAAUGAUAUGAGAGGAUUCUCUGAGGAUUGUGCCAAGAGUUUGCUUCAUCAGUUGAUAUGCAUGUUGGUUGAACUAACAUCUGUACCAGAUUCAAGGAUCAGGCAAGAAGCAUCAAGAUGUUUGGGUGAACUUGGACCUGCUAAUCUGACCACCAUGAUACUGAAGCCAGAAGAAAGCCAGGAAUUACAAGGGAAUGUGUUUGGAAACAGCUCCAUUUUGAUGUUCACAGCUCACAUUUUGAGUGUUCUGGUGGACUUUCUAGUCGAUGAGAACAUCAUCGUGGUGGAAGCAGCUAGUGCAGCUCUGUAUAAGAUCCUUGCAUCUCGAGAAGGUCAACAGGUCAUAGCAGGUACCAGUGGAUUUGAUAACCAGUAUAUAAUACCAUUCAAGGCAGACAGAAAUACAAGACAUGAUUCAUCACUGACUGUAAAUGAGGACAAAUUCAAUGAAACAGUAGAUGUAGAUUGCCUGUGGUGUCCUGUGGAAGAAUGUAGCCAUGAGAAAUGGGUCACUUCUUUGGUGUGCACUAUCUUGAAAACAUUCCCACAGGAAAAUUGCUUUAUCUCACAGUUAGUUCCUGUUUGCAGUGCAAAGGUAUCAUUUGCAGAGCAAAUACUGCCAUUAUUAGUGUAUCUUGUUCUAAGCACAGGCAGUGAAGUCUGUAACAUCAUCAUGAAUAGAUCCAUUUGCUACUUCUUCAGGAGUCACUUUGAGGCCUGUGUCCAACUGGACAAAGGACAUAGCACUUCUCCAUUGCCAGUUCUCAGACAUUGUAAGGAGCAGGUGUGUUUCAAUAGAGCAUCUGUACAGUGUAUGCUAAAUGUUGUACAUUUUGCACGACUUCAGAAAUGUUUGAAGCCCAAAGAAAGGAAGGAAGGCACAAAUUCUCAAUGUUUGGAAUUGAAUUAUCUACAUGUUGCCCAGGCUGCUCAGUUUUGUUCUGCAUACUUUACAUCAAUCUUGUAUGCUGAACUGUGGUGUGAUGACAGCAGGGAAAGCAUGGACAUUGAUUGUGCUGGUGGCCAGUCUCUCUCAUCACUAGAGUACAUCUGUGACAGAAGUGCACAAAAUGGAGAGACACUUCAAAAUAUACUGAAAGAGGCUUACAAGAAGAUUGGUGAUGAUGAUGCUGUAUAUGGGUGUGGCUCUUCACAUAUAUUGGAUCCUCAAUCACGUAUUAGUCACUAUGAGCUAACUGGUAAUUGGCAAAAUGUGCUUCUCUCAUAUGACUUUUUGCUGUCCAGUGGGAAUGAAGAUGCAACAGGAGGUAUGCUGUAUGCAUUGAAGAGGCUUGGUCUGUAUCAUAUUCAAAAUUCUUAUCUGACUGGUGGGAUUCAUUCUGAAUAUGAGGAUUACCAAUAUGAAUGUGGAUGGAGACUUGGUCAGUGGAAUCUGUUAUCCACAGAGAACAGUAAAAAAUUAUGUGGUAGUGAAACAGAUGUUGCUAGUGGCCUGGAGUCACUGAUAGCAAAAGGAGAGUAUGAGAAACAUCACUACAUGUCACUGAAAGCAAUGCGUGAUUUAGAUUUUACAAGUGUUGAAAGAGCGGUGGCAGCAGCGAGAAAGUAUGUUAUAGAUUCUUUAGCACAUGCAAGCUUGGAAUGUAGCAAAAAUCUCUAUCAUGCCCUGUCACAGCUUCAAACAUUGCAGGAGAUAGAAGACUUUGUGUCGGCUUGGAAGUCGGGAGAGGUUGAUAAUGUAGAAACAGUUCUGGAUAAGUGGAAUAAGCAGGGGCAGCUUAAUCUCAGUGAAUUUCAAUACAUAGAACCAAUCCUUGCACAGCGGGCAGUGUUGUUACAUAAUGCAGUGCUGGUAGAGAGGAAUGAUGAAAUGAAACAGCAGUUAGCUGUAUACUUAGCAGAUAUUCAACUUAGCACAGCUAAACUGGCACGGACUGAGGGCUGGCAUCACGUAGGAUAUCGUUGUCUUUGUAUGUUGUCACAAGUUGGAAGAUUGUCAUCAGUUGCUCAGGGACAGUUGAAGCUAGAGCAAGCACAGUUAUCAUGGGGGAAAGGUGAUCAUGAAGUUGGGAGGUGUAUCCUUCGUUCACUCCUUGGUGAACUGUCUUUGAUUGGUGAUGGAACUGAUGAGGAUAAAUUACUUUAUUCCUCUGCUCUUACACUGUAUGGCAACUGGAUGGUUGAAACCAGAUCUGAAAACUCUCAGAUGAUUGUUGAUCGUUACUUCAAGAAAGCCCUGCACGUCCUAGAUGGAGUGAAGUACAGUGAGGAGAGCCAUUUGGAGACAUACUCUUCACUGGCACGGUUUGUGGAUGCAGAGUAUCAGCAACUCAUGGGAAUACUGAAUUCAUCUGCAUUUGAAUCAAAACAGCAGUUCAUGACUAAAGCCAGGGAGGAGGCAGAGAAACUACAACAACAGAAGAAUAAGACAAAGGAUGAGAAUAGGAAGAUACACAUGUGCCAGAAAAUGAGCAAAAUUGAUGAGGCAGAGAUGAAGAACAGGGAGAAGGAAAAAAAUGUAUACCUGAUAGAUGCCUUGAAGUAUUACCUCUUGAGCCUUGAACAUGGGGUCCAGCAUAGCUUGCAGGUUUUUCGCUUGACUUCUCUCUGGCUAGAGAACACUACACAUGAAGAGGUCUGUAAGGUGCUGAGGCAACAUUUACAUCGCAUUCCAAGCUACAAGUUUUUGCCUGUCUUACCACAGUUAGCACCCCGGAUAAGUAACAGCAUGUCGGACCCAUUUGUCAGCGAAUUAAGUGCAUUGUUACAACGCUGUGCUAUCGAGCAUCCCCACCAUACACUACCUAUAAUCCUUGCAUUAGCCAACUCAUACAGAGAUCAAGAUUUUACUGGUGGCAGACAGAAUGAAAGGAAGUCAGAGCCUCGAGUGCUAGGUGCUCGAAACAUAGUGCAGUGCUUAAAUGCAUGUGAUGAAGUCAGGGCCAUUCUGACACAGAUGGAGGGUGUGGCAACAGCACUUAUUAAGCUGGCAUAUUGUGAAGUAGAAGGCAAAAGUAAAUCAUAUCCUAUUGAGAGGACCCUCCUGAAGCAGUUAGAAGACAAUGACCUGGUGCUUGUGCCUACUCUGACAAUACCAGUAAAAAAUAAUUGCCAGUAUGAUGACAUUAUUGGAAUUCACAGAUAUGUUGAGACCUUUUCUCUUGUUGGUGGAGUGAAUGCACCAAAGAAAGUAGGAUGUGUUGGCACAGAUGGAAUAGAAAGACCACAACUGGUUAAGGGAAAAGAUGAUCUUCGUCAAGAUGCUGUGAUGCAGCAAGUGUUUAGUAUAUUAAACACACUUCUGAAGAACAAUAAGGAAACACAGAAAAGAAAGCUCCUUAUCAGAACUUACAAAGUGGUGCCUCUGUCACAGCGAAGUGGAGUUCUGGAAUGGUGUCAGAAUACUGAGCCAAUGGCCACAUACCUGAUAGGGCCUAAUGGUGCUCAUCGCAGAUAUUAUCCUCAAAACCUCACGCCUCAGGCCUGCAGGAAGGCCAUGAUGGAUGUGGCACAAAGCUCAAAUGAAAGGAAACUUCAAACUUACAUUAAUAUCUGCAAGUCAUUUAAUCCAGUCUUCCAUUACUUCUUCUUGGAGAAUUUCCCAACACCUGGAGUUUGGUUUGAGCGAAGACUUGCCUAUAUUCACAGUGUGGCAACAUCAUCCAUGAUUGGUUAUAUCUUGGGACUAGGUGACAGACACACUGUGAAUAUUUUGGUGGACAAAUCUACAGCUGAAGUGAUUCAUAUUGAUUUUGGAAUUGCUUUUGAGCAAGGCCAUAUUCUGCCUACUCCUGAAACUGUACCCUUCAGACUCACAAGAGAUGUAGAAGAUGGCUUGGGUGUGUCUGGAAUAGAAGGAGUUUUCAGAAGGUGUUGCGAGAAAACAAUGUCUGUCCUAAGACAAAACCAGGAAACCAUUCUGACCAUCUUGGAAGUUCUUCUGUAUGAUCCUCUGUAUGCUUGGACAAUAUCUCCAAGCAAAGGUUAUAACAUCCAGGAGCGGACACAUAAAGCAGAUACUGAUUAUUGUGAACCUGAAGCCACUGCGGGUGAAGUGAAUAGAAUGGCAGAGCGAGCGUUAGUAAGGUUGCGACAGAAGCUGCAAGGAACAGAAGAGGGGACAGCAACUAGCGUUGGUGGACAAGUGAAUCGAUUAUUACAGCAAGCCCGCGACCCAGGGAAUUUGAGCCGCCUCUUUCAUGGCUGGCAGCCAUACCUUUGAGAGUAUGAAAUAUUGGGAUAUGCGGUGUAACAUGUUAUUCACUGUGACACAGAACUUCAUGAACUUUGGUCAAAAUACUUGUAUAGAGCUGUGAUAUGUUCUCUUGUUUUGGUGUUUCUUACUGUGAAUGACAUGUAUCUUCCAGCAGAAACAAACACGGAAAUAUAAUAUAUCUAGUGUUACUGCAUUUAAAAUGUUAAAAGUUCAUAAAUAAACAAACAUUUUUGGUUGAUCCCAA